CUCCAGCAUGGAAAUUUCCCAUGUCUGGCUGCCGACGCUAACACUAUGUAUCCGCAUUAUUAUGUAAUCUAUACGACCACCUCGAUUUAUACACAGGCUAACCCAAUUAGGUAAUCGAUUACCUUGCUGACUCAGACAUGUGAUUCGACGUCAUCAUCACGUGUCGGUCCUGAGACGGUCAAAAUGUUCAGUAAUCGAAAAGGCAAGAGAUUUAAAUACUACAGUCCCCCCUGUGACAAGAUUCCGUGUCCAAAAUCCCUUUCGCCGUUGAAAGACCACCACAAUGAUCAGGCCCAUGGUUAAUCUCUCAGGCACAACAUUUGUCCCCCACCGCCCGGACAUUCGAAUCUCCAGGUUCUCCGCUUCGGCGCACCUCCGACAUAGCAACUUUUCUUCUUAGUCCGCCAUAUAAAACAUAAUCACCCUGAACAAACGUAGCCGUAGCAAGGGAAAAAAAACACGAAGACAAAAAAGCCAACACAGUAAAGACCAAAAUAAACCACCAAAAUGCCCGAAAUCAUCGACGACAAAUCCCAACACUGCAUCCCGUUCCUGCUGGAGCGAUUAAAAGCCCACCAAGAGCGGUUCGGAAACGACCCGGCCAGAACCCCACCAUUCUUUCUGGGGUUGAAUGGCGUCCAGGGGGCCGGGAAGACGGUGCUGGUGUCCACCCUACAAUCGACUCUCCGCUCCCCGCCGUACUCCCUCCCCGUUAUCACGCUCUCGCUUGACGAUCUAUACCUCACCCAUGAGGAACAGAUCAAUCUCGCCAAGUCGCACCCUGCAAAUCCGCUACUGCAGCAUCGCGGGCAACCAGGUACACAUGAUCUGCCAUUAGCCAAGGAGGUCUUUGAAUCCCUCCGCGCGGGCCGAGCCACGGCUAUUCCGCAGUAUGAUAAAUCUGCGUAUGCGGGGCAGGGUGAUCGCGUACCCGAGUCGCAAUGGGAGACCGUUAAUGGCGAGGAGCAGGAUAAGAUAAAGGUAGUCAUAUUCGAAGGCUGGUGUGUUGGUUUCCGCGCUGUGGAUGAUCAGCUCCUGCGCGAGAGGUGGGAUGAUGCUGUUAGGCGGAAAGAGAAGGGUGACUAUGAUGGACGGUUGGGAUAUGUGCCAUUUGAGGCUGUCAAGGCUGUUAAUGAUGCGCUGAAGGAAUAUGAUCUGAUCACAGAUCAGUUGGAUGCUUUGAUCCACAUUGAUGCCCAAGACUCACACUUUGUCUAUGACUGGCGACAGGAACAAGAACGAACGCUUCUUGCUGCCAAAGGAACGGGCAUGACCCCGGAACAGGUCACGCACUUUGUCAAUGGCUACUACCCCUCAUAUGAGCUCUUCACCGAAGGCCUUCGAGCAGGUACCUUCAGGCCUGUUCCACAUACAACAGCCGCAUCUAGACCUUCUACCGGCUGGGAGGACAGACAGCUUCAUUUGAUCGUCGACAAGAAUCGAAAGGUCCAAGAAGUCCGCAAGAUAUAGGUCGGACUUUUCGGAUUCAAGUCACAUAGAUAUCAGCCCAAAUGAAUCGUCGAAUCUAAUCGACAGGUAAUACCAUUAUUCCAAAGAGUCAUUGUUCCAAAGAUAUUUACUGCAAUACCAAUUCAGCUGAAUAUAUUAGCCAAACAUAUUCUACCGUCUGUCUGUGCAGAUUCCCAACCACAUAUACAAUGAAUAUGGAUAGACAUGGCC
Molecule: messenger RNA, 1680 nt
Organism: Aspergillus pseudonomiae
Lineage: Eukaryota; Fungi; Ascomycota; Eurotiomycetes; Eurotiales; Aspergillaceae
Product: TDA10 family protein
Exons: 5
Coding region: 508-1470 (320 amino acids)
Cellular component (GO): cytoplasm
Source: RefSeq, a predicted model, not a curated record